AUGGCUAGCUUAGAGUUCCUAGAGAUCCACUUGUCUAUGCCUCCUGAAUGCUGGGGUUUCAGCCACGGGCCAGGCUUCACCGGAUUGCGGUCUAGAAGCAAGCCUGGCUGUGACCUGGGCAAGAGGCACACUCAACCAGGGGUCAGGGAACGAGUCCCAGGCUGGGGAGUCUGUAGUGACCCAUCUGCACUGGCGAGUGGCUCUGGAACAGUGGAACAGCGUCCCGGGUCCCGAGUCCCAGGAAUGUGGGAGGGCUGGGCGGGCAGGGAGGGGGCGCUUCCUCUGGCCGCGGGAGGGGAGACUCUUGAGCGUGCACCGGGCCCGCCACCGCCCACUCCCCGCCCGCCGCCAGCUCGCUGGGGGCGGGGGCCGCGGCGAAAGGGCGGCGAGGGGCCGCGGAGCACCGCAGUCGCCUGGCCCGCCCGGCCGGGAGGAAGCGAUGAAUAUUCAGAGGGGGAGGGGAGGAGAGGGGGCCGAGCGCUCGGCGCGGCUCCCUGCAGCCGGAGCCGCAUGACGCGCGGAGGAGGCAGAGGGAGCAGCCGAGGCCGCGGGAGCCGGGAGCCCGGCGCCACGCGCGGGGGGUGGGCGUCGCUCGCUCCGCCCCGCGAAGCCCCUGCGUGUCUAGGGCCGCGGCCGCUCCGCGCCAAGCGCGCUAGGCUCCGCCGUGUGGCCGCCGCCGCCGCCGCUGCCAUGUCCCCGGGGAAGCCCGGGGCGGGCGGAGCGGGGACUAGGCGGACUGGCUGGCGGAGAAGGAGGCGGAGGCGGUGGCCGGAGGCGGAGACGAGGGAGCCCGGCUUCGGGCACACGGCGGGGCGCGUCCCGGGCACGUUCCAGGGCGCGCAGGGCAUGAAGCCCGCGGCGCUGGAGACGCGGUCACCCCCGCGCUCGCCCGGGCUCCGCUGGGCGCUGCUACCGCUGCUGCUGUUGCUACGCCUGGGCCAGGUCUUGUGCACAGGUGCGGUGGAAAUCAAGUGA
Phodopus roborovskii (desert hamster) is the source of this 975-nucleotide messenger RNA. RefSeq names its product translation initiation factor IF-2-like. The transcript is spliced from 4 exons. NCBI's taxonomy places the organism in Eukaryota, Metazoa, Chordata, Mammalia, Rodentia, Cricetidae. The record is from RefSeq and is a predicted model, not a curated record. Bases 1 to 975 code for a protein of 324 amino acids.